Messenger RNA from Talpa occidentalis (Iberian mole), 3391 nucleotides. RefSeq names its product cyclin dependent kinase 5 regulatory subunit 1 (gene CDK5R1). The coding region runs from base 81 to 1004 and encodes 307 amino acids. Gene Ontology annotation, cellular component: cytoplasm; protein kinase 5 complex. The transcript has 2 exons. Gene Ontology annotation, biological process: positive regulation of cyclin-dependent protein serine/threonine kinase activity; brain development; activation of protein kinase activity. NCBI's taxonomy places the organism in Eukaryota, Metazoa, Chordata, Mammalia, Eulipotyphla, Talpidae. Gene Ontology annotation, molecular function: protein kinase binding; cyclin-dependent protein serine/threonine kinase activator activity. The record is from RefSeq and is a predicted model, not a curated record.
CUCGGUGAGCCGCCCUCCCGCUCCGGCCGGCAGGCUGGGCGCGCAGGGGCGCGGGCCCCCGCCGCGCGCGCAGCGGCACCAUGGGCACGGUGCUGUCCCUGUCCCCCAGCUACCGCAAGGCCACGCUGUUUGAGGAUGGCGCGGCCACGGUGGGCCACUACACGGCCGUGCAGAACAGCAAGAACGCCAAGGACAAGAACCUGAAGCGGCACUCCAUCAUCUCCGUGCUGCCCUGGAAGCGGAUCGUGGCCGUGUCGGCCAAGAAGAAGAAUUCCAAGAAGGUGCAGCCCAACAGCAGCUAUCAGAACAACAUCACGCACCUCAACAAUGAGAACCUGAAGAAGUCGCUGUCGUGCGCCAACCUGUCCACGUUCGCCCAGCCCCCACCGGCCCAGCCGCCCGCGCCCCCUGCCAGCCAGCUGUCGGGCUCCCAGACCGGGGUCUCCUCCUCCGUCAAGAAGGUCCCGCACCCCGCCGUCACCUCCGCGGGGACGCCCAAGCGGGUCAUCGUCCAGGCGUCCACCAGUGAGCUGCUGCGCUGCCUGGGCGAGUUUCUCUGCCGCCGGUGCUACCGCCUGAAGCACCUGUCCCCCACGGACCCUGUGCUCUGGCUGCGCAGCGUGGACCGCUCUCUGCUGCUGCAGGGCUGGCAGGACCAGGGCUUCAUCACGCCGGCCAACGUGGUCUUCCUCUACAUGCUCUGCAGGGAUGUCAUCUCCUCCGAGGUGGGCUCGGACCACGAGCUCCAGGCGGUCCUGCUCACCUGCCUGUACCUCUCCUACUCCUACAUGGGCAACGAGAUCUCCUACCCGCUCAAGCCCUUCCUGGUGGAGAGCUGCAAGGAGGCCUUUUGGGACCGCUGCCUCUCCGUCAUCAACCUCAUGAGCUCCAAGAUGCUGCAGAUCAACGCCGACCCACACUACUUCACACAGGUGUUCUCCGACCUGAAGAACGAGAGUGGCCAGGAGGACAAGAAACGGCUCCUCCUAGGGCUGGAUCGGUGAGCCCUGUAGCCUGCGCCGCGGCUCAAGGAUUCCAUUCAUUUUUUUAAAAAUUUAUUAUUAAACCAAUCAGAUUUUGUGUACAGUAUGUGUCUAGCAGAGCCGCCAAGGGCCUCUCCCUUCCCACCUUCUCUUCUGGGGAUUUUCUUUAGCCCUGCCAAGAAUUCUGGGCACUUUUGAACUCCCACCUGAACCUUGCGCAAAACCCAGAAGAUGUGUGCAGAGCCCUCCUGGCCAGCGGCCUCUCACUCUGGGGAGUUCAAGGACCGACCUGCCCCUGCCACCUGUGCCCUUGCUGGACCCAGGGCGGGCAAGGCUGCCGGCGCUGUCUGUUUGGGGGCUGGAGAGGGGCCUCUGGUCUGUUGACCCGGGGAAGAAUCGGUGUUUCUGGUUGGAGACCCUUUCCUGGCUCUCGUUUUGGGGUCGCCCGCUGUCCCAGAGGGCCCUGGAGCCGGCCACCCUGACCGAGCUGCUCGUGGGGUUGUCAGACAAGAUGGCCGCUGCCCUCGGACAACCUCUUCAGCGGAGGAGAAGCUGGGCUGGUGCGAAGACUGUCCUGUCCUUUGACCAUGCGCGACCCUGUUGAGUUUCUUCUGAAGACGAAGCCUUGCCCAAGCCUUGCCCCUCGCCCCGCGAGGCCCAGGGAGACAGCUGGAUCUUUGAAGACAAUUACAAGACAGGAGUGGAACUCCUGCUUGCUCUGGAAGCCUGAUGCUACAACUGAUCAUUUGCAGCUGCUGGUUUGGGUUUCCACCUCACCCUUGUGACUGAUGUAUACUUAAUCCAUUUUCUUUCUGCUUCUACCAGAUUGGUGGCUUGGGCCUUGGGAGAAGACCAGGAGAAGGGAAUGAGUCUUACUCUCUGGCCCAUAGCUUCGGUUUUGGGGAACAAAGACCAAUGUGAAGAAGCUCCAGAGAAUUCUCUCUUCCAGUCCCAGUCCCCGGUGCUUGCUGGUGUGGGAGCCUGGGCGGGCGGCCGAGGGUCCUUUUACACGGGAUUAGGGUCUAGGAGGCCACCAAUUUCAGCACAAGCACUACUGAAACUCACAUAAAAAAGAAAGCUGUGAAAUGGAGGUUCCGGCUUGAGAGGCCCAGCUGUUCCCAGAUAAGGGGAAGAGGCCCUGCCGUUUGCUGGAGAGCAUUGGCCCCAGCUGGGCCUGGGGCGAGGCGCGGGAGCCGGGGCCGGGCCUGGCCGAUAGUCUCCCGAGGACCUGGAAGGAAGCGACGGCCGCUGGCACAGACCUUACUCGGCGCCUCUUCUCGGCUGCGGUUAUCACAAAGCUUGUCACCUCAGCCGCCACAUGUGACUUGAGGUAGGAGGCCGUGGGGGCAGCAGACCCCUCGGUGUGGAAGAGGGAGGUGCGGGUGCCGUCUCAGAGGAGGGCGCGUGUCUGUGGUCACACGUUGGGCUGGCUGAACUCGGCCUGAAACCGUGCGGUUAAGUUGCAUCCACAGGAUUCCACUUUUGUGUGUUUCCUUCUCUAUCCAUAUUUAUUUUUUUAUUUGUUGGAGGAGGUGCAGAUUUCAGGAGUGGUCAGGAACUAAGGACGCAACUCUUUAGUCCCCUCAGUGUGAAGCCUGUGGCAUCUCCGCCCUCCCCUCGCACUGGCCAUCAGUAUUGUGUAAAGGAACAACUGAUAUCCAUGAGUGUGCAAGCAAUGAACCCAUUUGACAUGCUGCUAUGAAGACUACUUCUAGAACAAUUAAAAAAAAAAAACUAACCUACAAAAAAAACCCCUUUAUUCUUUAAUUGUUGCUUUUACAGUGAUAUUGUGCAUGCAAACCAGGAGCAUUUUGUGUCUUAAGAAAAAUAAUCUUAGAACAGAUGGCUGUGAAAAUUACACCCGUGCACAGAACAUGUCACAGGAAUAUAGUUCAGGAUUUGGUUUUUCUCUUUUUCUUGUAAACCUGAAGGGUUGAUAUAUUCUUUCCAUGCAGUUACUAGAACUUAGUUUUGUUCCAACAGUUGUUAAACUUGCAAUGAAAAGAAAAUGUGCCAUUUUUUUCACUCAGAAUUAUUCAUAGCUGUAUAUUUGAAACUGCUAAUUACACAUGUGCGGUGUAUGUUGGUUUUUUAGUGCAAUUUCUUCUGUAGCUAUUCUUUGACCAAAUUGUGGGUAUUGUUAAUAUUAAUUUAUAUCUGUCUCAUUUUGUAUGUAUGUGUAGUGCGUUUGUAGGUAUGUGUGGUUUAUAAUCUGACAAGGUCAUGAAGCUCAGUUUGGCUGUAAUUUAAUUCCCUUUCCCUAUUUUUAUUUAUUUUUGUACUGUGCUGAUUAAAUAAAAUGCACUGACCAUCCAUUACAUGGACCUCUUUUUGUGGGCACGUCAUUCAGGAACAAGCCGGGAGCCCCUUUUAUAAAUGAUUCCUGCACUCAGAGCAUAAUUGGAUCC